AAGAUUCGUUCUUUUUGAACGAAUCGUUAACGAACGACCCAUCACUAUUAUCGUGAAAUCAUCUGUCUUUAUAAUUCUAUGUCACUCUGUGGAAGGUUUGUUUGACAAAUUCCUUGGUGAGCAACAACCAUAUAGCUAAAUUGAUGUUUCGUGUGUAUAGUCUGGAGCAGUGUUUUGGUCAAGAGGUGGCGGCCAUUGUGCUAGUGUGAAUAUUGAGUCAAAAAUAAUAAAAAAAAAAAUUAUUAAUUGUUCUCGAGAUACUUAAUUUUCAUCAUAAAUCCUGUAGAGUAACUUUUUUUUUUACGAAAAAUAAAGUCUUUUCAGAACCCAGCAAAUUCUUCAAAUGUUUUUAUGUAACGUGCAAUUGUGACCAAUAUUGAAUGUCAAUAAUGGGAAAGAAAAAGAGUAAAAAGUCAGUGCCUUCAAGGCCACUGGAAAAACAGACUGAUCCAGAUCAGCAGGGCCAAUCUGAGAAAAAAGAACAGGCAGCAUCUGGAAGUGGGCUUCAGGAAGAUAAAACACACCAAGAACUUUUAACAGAGCAACUAGUGCAAACAGCAUCACAGCAGACACAGGAGAAACAGCUGGGACAGCAGUCACAAAGCAAACAACACAGUCAGAAGUAUCAGCAGGCAACUCAACCGGGCCACGUCCAGCCUUCAGUUGAGGAGAAACUGCCGGUCUCUGCUCGUGUGCAUGAAGAAAGGCAGGCGUCGCAGACGUGCCAACAGAAAGGUGAAACACAGACUCCGAAACAGGAGCGUGGACGUAUUGGGGGUCCGAAGCAAGUACAGCAUCUGUCAGCAGCGCGUGCUACGCAGAAUGUAGAUUCUGGGAAGCAGCAGGAGCAAGGAAAGGUACCUUCACCAACCCUUGUGGGAGCAGAACUUUCUCGGCAGCCUCACGGUCAAAAAUGUGUCCAGCCACAGCCACCGGUCGGGAAGCAACAGCAGAUGGUCGGGCAGCCAGGACCUUCACAACCUCUGUCAAAAGGGCAGCAGCAGUUGGCAACUUCAACCUCAGAAAUCACCCAGGCUAAACAGCCUAAUGAAAAUGUUCCUUCUAAACUUGACUCUGUAGUCACAAGUGUGCAAGGCUUGAGUUUACGGAUACCAACACGUAAAAACUUGAAAAUUGGCGGCACUAUGGGACGGAAAACAAUUGUUGGAACAAAUCACCUGGCUUUGAACUUGACUGGAAGCAGAAGUGAAUUCAUCGUACAUUACGAUGUGAAAAUUGACCCUGACACUCCUAAAAGGUUGCUGCGAUUAGUAAUGGAGCAGUUUCGCAAAGAAAAUUAUCUAUUACGCUAUCCAGCUUUCGAUGGAAAAAGAAAUCUUUACAGCUCGGGUUACUUACCUUUCCACACCAGUGUGUCAGGUUUUGUCACUGUAAAUGAUGAGGAAAGUUUGAAUCCAAAAGAAUUCAGUGUGGCUAUUAAUGUGGCUAAUUUAGUGAGUUUGAAUGAUGUUUACGACUACAUGAGUGGUGGCACCUCCUUAGUAAUGCCUUCAAAAGUAAUUCAGGCAAUAGACGUGAUUCUCCGUGAAGCCUCUGCUACUUCCAGAAGCCUUGUGCAGGUUGGCCGUAGUUUCUUCACUCCUCCGUCGGGACGAGUGGUGGACCUUGGUGAAGGUCUUGAAAUGUGGUAUGGUUUCUACCAGAGUGCUGUUUUAGGGUGGCGGCCUUUUGUAAACAUUGAUGUGGCGCACAAAGGCUUCCCUAAACAACAGAAUGUUGUUGACUUAAUAUGUGAACUGUUUGGAUACCACAGAAAAGACUUGCAGGCACUGAAACCAUACCAAAGGGAUGAUCUCAAUAAGUACUUGAAAACGCUCAAGGUAGAUUAUGAAAUUCCUAAUCAACCCAAUACAAAGAGAUGUUACAGAGUUAAUAGCGUAACUGAGACCUCUGCACGCAAUUUAACAUUUGUGCUUGAUGAUGGUCAGACAACUUCUGUUUCAGAUUAUUUUUCUCGAGAAAAGAGAUGGAAAUUAAAUUUUCCAGAUCUCCCGUGUUUACAUGUAGGCAGUCUGAAGAGACCUAAGCCAAUCCAUUUGCCAGUAGAACUAUGCACAGUUAGACAUCAAGUUGUAAUUCGUAAAAUGACCGACACCCAGACCACCAACAUGAUAAAGAAAGCAGCAACUAGUGCAGAUGAACGAAAAAGGAAGAUAAUGGAUGCUGUAAGCAAAGCUGGGUUCAAUAGUUCCAAAACAGUCCAAGAAUUUGGGUUCUCUGUUGGUGACCAUUUUGAAGAAGUCGAAGCCAGGAUUUUGAAACCUCCUUCAUUAGAAUAUGACAACCAAGUUAUCGAGAAUCCAAGAAACGGUGCAUGGUAUGCAAAAAAUUUUCUCAUUGGUGCAAAGUUGAUUAAUUGGGUGGUUCUCAACAUGAAUGGCAGGCGUACUGAUGAUGAUAAAUUGUGGAGUUUUGGCUCAAGCAUGAAAACAACGGGAGAAAGAUUAGGCAUGGUUAUCGAACCACCGAAACCCCCUGUCAGCAUCGAUUGCAACUCGAGGGACGUACAUCGAAGGCUGGGAGAGUACUUGCGUUCAGUGAGAGGCAUGCAGCUGGUGGUGGUAGUGGUACCUGACGGGAAAGGCAAUACGUACGCGGACGUGAAGCAGAUAGCAGAGCUGCAGGUAGGCGUGCUCACUCAGUGCAUCAGAGCUCGUACCAUGAAUAAAAUGAACAUGUCGGUGGUGAGCAACAUCCUGCUGAAAGUAAACGCCAAACUGAACGGAGUGAACCACAAGCUCUCCAGUGGUUCGGUGCCGCCGUGCCUGAGUAGUCCGUGCAUGAUAGUCGGAGCAGACGUCACGCACCCUCCACCCGACCAGAGAGACGCUCCUUCGAUAGCAGCCGUGUGCGCCAGCCACGACCCGAGAGCAUUUCGCUACAACAUUCAGUUUAGUCUGCAGGAACCCAAGGAAGAGAUAAUCAAAGAUUUGCAAGAUAUAAUUGUGAAACAGCUUCGGUUUUUCUACAAAAAAACUAAUUGUCAGCCUAGGAAGAUCAUAUUUUAUCGGGAUGGAGUGAGCGAAGGCAGAUUCGAGCACGUCUUGAGGGAAGAAAUGCAAGCGAUUCGCCGUGCGUGUCAGUCGUUGAGCCAAAACUACCAGCCGAAAAUAACCUUCAUUGUCGUGCAGAAAAGGCAUCACACUCGCUUCUUCCCGCUGCAGCGACAAGAUGCAGACGUGAAGAAUGGCAAUGUGCCGCCAGGCACGGUGGUCGAUACGGUCAUCACUCACCCCACGGAGCUGGACUUCUACAUGGUGAGCCACGCCAGCAUUCAAGGGACAAGUCGACCCACCAAGUACCAUCUGCUGCAUGACGACGACGACACGUCACAAGAUGAAUUGGAACAACUCACCUACUACUUGUGCCACAUGUUCUCCCGAUGCACACGCUCCGUGUCGUAUCCUACGCCCACGUACUACGCUGAUCGCGCGGCGUACAGAGUCAAGGCCUACAUAGAAGGCCAUCAGAUACAAAUAAAUAAUUUAUUGGAGGAACAGAGACGUAGGAUUAUUCGUGAAGAAAUUUCAGAUGGUUUCCCUAUGUUCUUUGUUUAGUCAUCAAUACUAAACUCCAACCCGAUUGGAUUUUUAUUGAAUAAGUUUACUUUAUUUUGCUUUCUUUUUUUAUUUGUGGAAAUUAAUUUUAUUAUUUUCAAUCUGUGUUCUGAUGAAUGCAUUAAUGUAAUUUUAAAGUUAGAAUAUGUAUUAUAUUUUAAAUAUCUGUAAAAUGGUCUUAGUGACAGACUAAGGAACAUUUUUAUAUAGAAUUUGAAAUAUAUUUUCACUUUGUUAUAAGAAUUUGGUGUGGCAUUGCUAUAAACAAUUAGUAGGAACAAGACUAUUUCAUUUUUAAAACGGGAGAUUUCUGUGUUAUUGUUUUUAUUUUUAUGUAUUGUCUUUAUUCAUUAAAAAAAGUAAUUUAUAUUAUUCAACAAAUAUAAAAAAUAUAUAUAUUUCUUAGUACAUAUUCUUAUUUUGAUUGACUUCUGAUGCACAUAUACAGUAAAAUCAGCAUGUCUAAAAAAAAUAUAAAUAAAUUGGUAAAUAUUUUUGUGUGUUUGAAACAUGUGGCAUCAUUAAUGUAAGAUCAAGAUCAAAUAGUAUAAUUAAUUUAUUUCCAAUCAAUUUGGGUCAUACAUUCUGGUACAAAAUUAAUGUUACAUAAAUUAUAUUCAAAGAAUGUACUAUGAUAAAAGAUUUUUUUUUUUUUUUGUAAUUUGAGUUAAGUUUUAUUAAAUUGCUGAUUGAUUCAUGUUUUUAGUUACAUUUAGGUGCUAAAUGGUGUAUUAACUUGCAUUUGGGUGAUAUAUAUGGUGUAUUUACAUUCUUUGCUGUGUUAUUUCAGUUUUAUUGCAAUUCAUCAUAUAAUCGUGUCCCUAACAGUUAGAUAAUUAUAUACAGUUAUACACUAUAAAUGCUAUAGGCUUUGUACAUUGUGUAGUUAGUUUGGAAAGAAUUGUGUAGUUGUUUCACUAAUAAUUAUUAUAUUAUUGUAUUAUCAAAUAUGUUGUAUACAGAUAAUAAGAAAAAGUCCAUAAAAUAUUAGUUAUUUUCCAUUAGCACAUCAGACUUAAAGUUUACAGAAAUGGACAAAAUUAAAGAUUUUUUGUGACUUUUGACGUGACGUCUAAUAAAUUGAUGAACGCCGGCUGCACGCACGAAAAAGUGACCCGUUACGCACAUUGUCCCAUUACGCUGUGUCCCGUUACACUCAUUGUAUGCUCGCGGGCAUCUAUCUCUCUUCCACUCGAUUGGAACAACCAUCGAUUUGACUUUUUCGAGGCACAUUAAACUUGAAACACUCCCAUUCGUUUCCUACUUUUCCUAUCAUUGUCCUAUCUUUAACAGAAUAACACAGAUUGGAAGAAGUUAAAUAGCAAACAUGUAUAAAAGUUAUAGUUAAAAUAAUCUCUUCGUUAAAGUAAUAAACUUAUUUGAAUUAAUGAGUGCAAAUAAAAGUAAAUUUAUCAAUUAAAUUGUAGAUUUCAUUUCACUCCUUCUUUGUAUCCAUACAAAAUCGUGAUAAUUCAAUGAAAAUGAAUAAAUUUUAUUCAUAAAAGUAUGCAAUCAUUUCAUCAAUGUUUUGUUAUGACGUCACGUUAAACUAUUGUCCGUACACCGACUUUACAGACAACCAAUUUUUUUUUAAUAGUUUUUAAAAUUAUACUAUUGACGUGUUAUUGUCUGUAUACUUAUCUUAUAGUUUAUUAUAGUUUAAUAAAGUAAAAAAAAAUCAUUAAUUCAUCAAUGUUCUCUUGUCCUGCGAUUUGUCUGAAAAACGGUAAUGCACCAAAUGUUUGCAAGUAUCAUUGUGUAACUCUUUGCCUGUGUGUCAAAACGAAAUGAACCUGAAAUAACCACGAGGGGGCUGUGGGUAGAGUCCCACCCUCACCCAGUCUACUGUCCUCAGUAGGGGCUGUUAUUCACAUUAUAUUUUACAAGAAUUAACUUGGAGUCAGUAGUUUA
Messenger RNA from Bacillus rossius redtenbacheri, 5489 nucleotides. RefSeq names its product protein argonaute-2-like. Gene Ontology annotation, molecular function: RNA endonuclease activity; protein binding; miRNA binding. The coding region runs from base 381 to 3578 and encodes 1065 amino acids. The record is from RefSeq and is a predicted model, not a curated record. NCBI's taxonomy places the organism in Eukaryota, Metazoa, Arthropoda, Insecta, Phasmatodea, Bacillidae. Gene Ontology annotation, biological process: regulatory ncRNA-mediated post-transcriptional gene silencing. The transcript has 3 exons.